This is a messenger RNA of Fusarium sp. VM40, 1443 nucleotides long. Lineage: Eukaryota; Fungi; Ascomycota; Sordariomycetes; Hypocreales; Nectriaceae. The record is from the annotation of a GenBank genome assembly.
AUGACAUUGACCAGACCUCAAUAUCAACCAGUGGCUAAGGGCCAUAUCGAUGAGAUUCCUCUCAUGGAGACAGGAAGUCAACAUGGCGAUGAGGCAUACGACUCGGAUUUAGAGCUCAACACCAGCGAAAUUCUAAACACGGAAGUCAAACAAGACAACAUAUCUAGAAAAACGCUUAUUCGCGUCCUCGCGGCCAAUGGGGUCAUCCAGAUCCCAAUCUGGGGCUUUGCCAUCAGCUACGGGGUCCUGGAGGAAUAUUACUUCAACAACUGGAAUUUGAGCGGUAAUAAAGACAUAACAGGUGCAAUUGGUACCACCGCAAAUGGCAUCAUGUACCUCUCCAUGCCCUUCCUUUUCGCCCUCUUCACCAGACGCUGGGCAUACAUGCGUCAAUACGCCGCGGUCUGUGGUGCGCUGAUAGCAUCCGUCAGUUUUUUCCUAUCAACCUUCAGCACCAAUGUCUGGCAUCUCGUCCUCACGCAGGGCAUCACCUCGGCGUUUGGCUGCGCACUUAUCUACAGCCCCAUCACGCUCUCCCUUGGUGAAUGGUAUACCACCAGCAACCGGUCUAUAGCCUACGGGCUGGUACUUUCCUGCAAGAAUAUCGUUGGAACGCUGGGUCCAUUUCUUUUGCGUGCCUCGCUUGAUAGCUGGGGCUUCCGCGUUACGAUGAUCGGGUGGUCGGUGUUUGUCGGUGCGGCAAGCCUCCUCAGCAUCAGCCUUGUUCCUGUGCCGCCGUCAAGAAUGGUGAUGCACAAAACACCAGAGAGACACAUUCCCUGGCACUUUCUCAAACACCCAGAUAUGUACUUUUACGGUAUUGCUAUUUUCUUCCAGGGUGCUGGUUAUGGCCUCCCGCAGACGUACCUCGGCACAUAUGCUCAAGACUUUGGCUUGUUUUCCGAAACGAUAGGCACCACAGUUCUGGCAUCGCAAAACGCCGUGGGAAUUCUUGCUUCCGCCUUUUUCGGAUGGUUAAGCGAUAACAAGCACAUUGUUCUUUCAGCACAGGUAGUGUCAGCGAUUCCAUGUCUUGCCAGUGGAUCAGCCGUGUUUCUCUUCUGGGGAAACACUACCCAGGGUGGUCUUUUCCUGCUAGUCAUCUUCUCCAUUACCUUUGGCUUCUUCUCUAGUGGCUACAGUGCAACCUGGGGAGGCAUCUUGAAACAGAUGGAGAAUGACUCUGCAGGCAGGGGAGAGGCGAUAGAUGCAGGGCUGAUCUAUGGAUUGAUCAACGGUAUCAGAGGAGUAGGGUAUCUUGUUGGAGGCGCAGCGAGUGUUUGGUUGAUAAACGCUGGAACCAUAUCUGAUUGCCAGCAUUGGGGGUUUGGCAGCAGCUACGGACCUCUUAUCCUGUUCACGGGACUUACGUCUCUGGCGGGCGGUUGGGUGGUAAUUUGGAGUUGGUGGCCUGAAACAUGGUCACUUGGGCGUCACAGAUAG